AUGUUACUCUUCAAUAGAAUAGUUGAUACUAAUCCAGAUUUUGAUCAACUUCGUUUAUUUGUAUUUACUCAAGCACUUUUGAUUGAUCCUCUUAAAUCUAUAGGCAAUUCAGUAGAUCCUUUAUCAUGCAAUGCUAAAACACUUUUUAGUCAACUAUUUGAUUAUAUUAAACAUGAAAAUCUUGAUAAAUAUAAUAUAAUUCCAUCACGUGAAAAACUUCAAUCAUCAUCUGAUCUUAUAUCAUAUCAAAAUAAUCAAGAUUUUCAACAAGCACUUUCAGCUAUCUAUUCAUCAUUGUUAACUAAAUAA
Messenger RNA from Adineta steineri, 309 nucleotides. The record is from the annotation of a GenBank genome assembly. Lineage: Eukaryota; Metazoa; Rotifera; Eurotatoria; Adinetida; Adinetidae.